AUGGCUAGCAACAACAGCGGUGUCCCUCCUGGCGAGGACGACCAAACUUUGGCUGUUGAUAAUGACGACGUAUUCGGCUCGCUGCAGGAUGAUUGGAACGUCUUCGCCGCCUACAACGAUGCAAAUGAUGGAGCCCCGGGUGCUGCGCAGAACCCGUCUAUCGAUGAUGAUGGGCAACUUGAAAGAUUUUUCGACGACGCUCUGGCUGCCAUCAAUGAACUUUCAGCUGAAAAUGCUUAUGGGGAAGCUUCGGAACCUGCGUCGCAGCCCUUUCAUGAGCAGCACGGUCUCACCUUUCCCAGCAUUCCGGCCGUGAGUGUGAGUCAGACCCCUGAUACUGCUCAAGCUUCUUCUGAAGCCCCUGCUCUGCCCGCUCUUCAACAAGGUUCUCAAGACCCGGCCCUCCUAGACCCGGCCCUCCUGGGCCAAGGCGAUGCUCGUCGAUCUCCCGCCAGCUCGGAGGUCGAGAGGGAGGUCCUCGAAAUUCCCGGAAUACUCCGCGACCUGGAACAAGCCGCAGCCGCAGCCGGAGAUCCUCCCGCGGCGCCCCAAGCCCAGAGCGGCGAUAUUGACCAACAGUACCCCGCGGUAUUUCUCCAAGGCCCAGACAAUAAUGGCCAGGAUAACGGCCAGGGCUUUGGCGUCAACGUCAGCCAUGCAGCAGUGGGGCAGGGGAUGUAUCAGAACAGCUAUCCGGCGCCCAACCCGGCGCCCAACCCGGCGCCCAACCCAGCCGGGUACGGUUAUUCGAGUUACGGUAUGGCUCCCGCACCUGGCGGCAAUAACGUUGGCAUAUAUGGCAUGCCGCCGGCGGUUCCGCAGCUGCCGCAGUCUCAGAUGGCGCACGGCCAUGCGUAUGGAAAUCCUGCUGUGCAUGUCUCCCCGGCGGGGCCCGGCUACCCCGUGCCUCCGCGCCGCGCCUACCAGGCGCCACAGGCGCCGCUCCUCAUCAAUAACCACCAGCAGGCGCAGAAUUACUAUCAGGCGCCGCAGGGCCUUGUGCCCAACCUGGCGCCGCUCCCCCCUGGAGCCCACCAACCGCCACAGGGCUAUUUCCUCAACCAGCCGCAGGCGCCCAUGGCGAACUUUCAGUCGCAGGGCCCCGUGCCCAACGUUCAGCCGGCGCAUGCCAUUCUCCCAAACCCAGGUCUCACAGGGAAGCUUACCCAUAAACGCAGGGACAAGCUUAAUGACGACAACGAUGCAUCCAAGAUCUACUCGAACCCCACUGGGCUGGCAUCCUGGGGUCCCAAAGUCGGUAAGAGGGGCAGAGAAGAACACCUGUUUCAAUACUACAAGGCGAGUGCCGAGUUGAAACCUGGUCAGACAUUCUCUGCGGAUGAACUCGUGACUUUCUUCCGCGGGCGCAAUCAUCCGAACCCGGGGCGGAGAUUGACCCUCUGGGUUCAGAACACGCCGGCGCAGUCGAACGAUCGAUACGCUGCCGGAAGCUCUUCAGGCAAGUGCCGAUUCAAGGAUUGCCCGGUGAGGGAGAACACCAUCCUGAAGGGCUUCUACAGGAUCGCUUUUGACGAGUUCUCAGACCUGACUGGCACCAGCCUCGACCCGCUCCGUAACGCGGGCUACAUGCAUCUGCACUGCUUCGAGAAGGCUUUUGACCUGGGUUACCUGAUUCAUUACGGCGCUGCUCGUUGCGGGUUUAGUAUUUUACCCGAUCACCGGAACUUCGCCGCCGAGAGCAGAAACCCUGCGUCCAUUAUCAGGGACCACAAGGAGAUGCUCCAAGCCUACAACGACUGGGUGGCGGCCCAAAAGCCCAGGGCUGACUAUCUCGAGGCGCAGAACGCCACAAAACCGCCCGCGCAGCAGUAUACGGGGUUCAAUCGUGACCCCAAUGACAUUCCUCCUCACCCACUGCGCCUCGGCUACCAUCUGACCGAGUUGCACCUCAAGCUUGAGGUAAAGGGCCGGGCCGCAGCCCGGGAGAAGCGCGGUGGUGCGCACAUCGGCAUCCACAAGGGUGAUCUGGACCAUCUCAGCGCCCUGAAGUACCAAGCCGCCCAGAAGCGACAGAGGUCCAGCGAUGAGGACGAGGAUGAGGAGGAUGAAGAGGAGCAGAGGGCGCAGCGAAGCAGACAAAAGCGCGCCAGAUACAACCCGCCCCCUCCUCGAGCCCCCGCUUCUGGUUUACAGCAGCUACCCCAACCCCAAGCCCCCCCUCUCCCCGGUCCCCCUCUACCCGCACAACAACAACCCCUUGCUUUUCAUCCUUCUUAUCCUCACCACCCGCCGCCGCAGCCGCCGCAACCGGCCGGCGGCCGGCCGACGCGCAAGCGCAGCCGCGAGGCCGAGGAGGACAUCCUCGAGGAGCUGGCGGCGCGGGGCGCGGGCCCGCUGACGCGCAGCUCGGCGCACGCGAUCCAGGCGCGGCUGGGCGGGCAGCCGGCGCACGUGCAGGACCACGUGCUGGCGGCGGUGCCGGCGCACACGGCGGCCGUGCUGCGGUCCGCGUGGGAGCAGGCGGACCGGCAGCUCGACGACCGGGUCGGCCGCCUGCCCAAGCGGCAGCGCCGCGAGCUCGAGGCCGAGGUCGCGCGGCUGGAGAAGAGGGCUGAGGCCGAGGCGGGCGGAGAGGGCAGCUCCGGGCCCGGCGGGGGGAAGAAGAAGAGGAAGGGGCAUAGUAUUUGA
Messenger RNA from Thermothielavioides terrestris NRRL 8126, 2649 nucleotides. RefSeq lists its product as uncharacterized. The transcript has a single exon. NCBI's taxonomy places the organism in Eukaryota, Fungi, Ascomycota, Sordariomycetes, Sordariales, Chaetomiaceae. The record is from RefSeq and is a predicted model, not a curated record. Bases 1 to 2649 code for a protein of 882 amino acids.